Camelus dromedarius (Arabian camel) is the source of this 791-nucleotide messenger RNA. RefSeq names its product RNA binding motif protein 8A (gene RBM8A). The coding region runs from base 91 to 615 and encodes 174 amino acids. Lineage: Eukaryota; Metazoa; Chordata; Mammalia; Artiodactyla; Camelidae. The transcript has 6 exons. Gene Ontology annotation, biological process: RNA splicing. Gene Ontology annotation, molecular function: mRNA binding. Gene Ontology annotation, cellular component: nucleus; exon-exon junction complex; cytoplasm. The record is from RefSeq and is a predicted model, not a curated record.
CAAUUUGACUGGCGACCUUUCCCCUCCGCGACAGCUACCGGAGGAGCCUCGGGCCUGAGAGGCACGGCUGGGAGUUAGAGCGAAGGCAAGAUGGCUGACGUGCUGGAUCUUCACGAGGCCGGGGGCGAGGACUUCGCCAUGGAUGAGGAUGGGGACGAGAGCAUCCACAAACUGAAAGAAAAAGCAAAGAAACGGAAAGGUCGUGGCUUUGGCUCUGAAGAGGGGUCUCGAGCGCGGAUGCGUGAGGAUUAUGACAGCGUGGAGCAGGAUGGUGAUGAACCCGGACCACAGCGCUCUGUUGAAGGUUGGAUUCUCUUUGUCACUGGAGUCCAUGAGGAAGCCACGGAAGAAGACAUCCAUGAUAAAUUUGCAGAGUAUGGGGAAAUAAAAAACAUCCAUCUCAACCUGGACAGGCGAACAGGAUAUCUGAAGGGGUAUACUCUAGUUGAGUAUGAAACAUACAAGGAGGCCCAGGCUGCUAUGGAGGGACUCAAUGGCCAGGAUUUGAUGGGACAGCCAAUCAGCGUGGACUGGUGUUUUGUUCGGGGUCCACCCAAGGGCAAGAGGAGAGGUGGCCGAAGACGCAGCAGGAGUCCAGACCGAAGGCGUCGCUGACCCAUCUUCUGUUGUUCUGGUGUUCUCUCCAGAGGUUCCAUUUGACCAUGCAGCUUUGGGGAAAUAGGGCUGGGGUGGAACUCACUGUGUUUUAUAUUUAAUCUCUUACCCUUUCCUGCUUAGUGUUUCUUUUGAGUUAUGAAUAAAUGUCCCAUUUUUGUUUUCUACAUUUAAAA